Molecule: messenger RNA, 1638 nt
Organism: Pseudozyma flocculosa PF-1
Lineage: Eukaryota; Fungi; Basidiomycota; Ustilaginomycetes; Ustilaginales; Ustilaginaceae
Exons: 5
Coding region: 1-1638 (545 amino acids)
Source: RefSeq, a predicted model, not a curated record
AUGUCGACCACCGACCCAAAAGGCAUCAUCGCCACCCGCUUCCUCGACUCGCUCCUCUCGGAAAUCGUCCUAGACACCGCCCUCCAUGCCCAUGCCGUCGUCAAAAAGGCCCGUUCCAUUUGCAAAGCCUGCGGCACAAGAUGCCAGUCACACACUCCAGCCGCUGCCCAGCCAGCGAUCCCCGGCCUCGAUGCCAACAACGAUCUCGAGGAAGGAGAGCGUCCUCCAGAGCCAUCGCAGCCUGGCACCCCGGCCCCCUCGCAGCCCGGCGCUGCGGGCUCGAAACCCGACUACUACUCCCACAACCCGCUCUUCGAGUGCCUCGUCUGCUCCCGCCAGGUCUCGUCGAACCGCUACGCCACCCACCUCGCAAAAUGCAUGGGCGUCGGCGGCAAGAGCUCUCGCAAGGGCGCCGCCCGUAAUGCAAAGGCAUCCAACACGCCCCUGCCCAGCCGCCUCAACAGCACUUCGGCCGGCACGCCUAGCCGCAGCGACGACGACAGCAGCGGCGCAUGGAAGAAGAAGAAGCUCGCUGCCAACUCCUCGACCACCACCGCAAAGGGCAAGCGCGCGCUCUCGCCCCCAUCGGCUUCGCAGGUCGCCUCGCUGCACAUCAACAAGAAGAUCAAGAUGAGCAGCCCGACGCCGCCCCCCUCCUCGGCCAGCGCCGAUGCCAGCGCGGGCGCUUCCGGCAUGGCGAGGAGCCACUCUGCCCACACGUUUGCGCCGUCCGGCCUCUCGCAGCAGGUCGUCAGCGGAUCCCCGCUCAACCCGGACAACGCCAGCGGCAAAAAGGGCUGGCCGGCCCGGGCAAGCAUCGAGAGGGGCGGCAGCGAGGUGGGAACUGCAGCGAGCGGCACGGCGGCGGCGGCUCGGAUGGGGUCAUCGUCGCCAACCAAGGCGCUGAAUGGCAAUGCUGUCGCAGCAAAGUCUCGAGCCGGAUCGCACAAGUCGGCCUCUCCCGAAAAAGACGGCGGCAGCCCGCUCAAGCGGCAACGCAUCGACGGCGAUGCCAUCGACGUCGAUGGAGACGAGAGCGCCUACGACGACCGCGGAUCCGACGAUGACGACGACUCCGACGACGACGAUGAUGAAGACGAUGACGACGACGAUGAUGAUGACGACGACGAUGAUGACGACGACGAUGACGACGAUGAUGAUGAUGAUGACGACGACGACGAGGGCGAGGAGGGCGAGAUAUCGGGCGACGAUGCUGCUGGGAACGGGCUGGGCGGACCCACCGGAGGCAAGACGGCUGCGAAGCCCUUCAAGACGGUCAAUGGCGCCUCGCAGCUGAAGGCAUCGCGCAACGCGCUGGCCAAGACGACGUACGCCUCGCGGCCGCAGAAGACCAAGGCGGGUUCGGGGCUGAUUGCCGGGCUGAGCUCGGACUCGGAACAGGGCUCGGCGUCGUCGGGGGGCGACGACGACGACGACGAUCCGAGGCGGAGGCUGGGCAACGGCAACCGCCGCGGAUCGAGCCCCGACGUCCCGCUGGGUACCCCGUACGCAGCGAGGCCAGGGGGAGGCGGUGGCAAGACGAGCGGCGGCGGCGGACUACAGAGGGAAAAGGGAAGCGACGGCGAGUUUAUCGACGUCGAGAGCGCCAGCGAGCAGAGCGACGGCGACCUCUUCUAG